CGCUGGCCUGGGCUAUGCCAGUGACCCUAAAAAUUUUCACGGUGGCUAUCUGCAUGAUCCAAAGUACAAUCCGAUACCAUCUUGACAUCCGACCCAUGCCCCAAUAGAGAUACCGUGCAACAUUCAACAUCGUUCGGUAUUCUAGCCCAUUUUUCUUUCGUUAAUUUCCUUGCAGCUUCAUGACCACCAACCACAAUAUGGCCAUGCCUGAACCUAUGACCAUCUCGGGUAACGCUUCAUCGGCCCCUGAGCUAUGGCAGAUGCUAGGGAGUCGAGACAAAUCCGCAAAGACCACCACACCUCAUGUUCAAAUCAGUGACGCUGAUCAAAUGAAGAGUAUCCUCAACAUUGAGUCAACCGAUGUAAUCCAGAUGACUCGAAAGCAUUUGCAGGUGGAAGAAAAUACCUGCAACCGAAACCUCGACGACGAUAGCCAGUCAUCCAGUGCAUACCACUCAACAUCCGCCUCAACACCACAAAGUCUGUCUCCGAAUCUGAGCGUAGUGCAGACAGAGGAAGAUGGCAUACCAGACAUCCACCUCGUAUUCGAAGCCGUGGAGCGAGCGUCAUUCGCACAGGAGAGAAUUCGGUUCUUGCAUGAGUACCUGACCGAUCCCACGACGUUCAAUGUCACCAUGUCAUAUGCUGUGGAAGGCCCCUUGCAGCCCACUGAGCUUGCUGCAGCCUUUAGAGCUAUGUCGAACAGACAUGAAUCGUUACGGACGGCCUUUUUCCUUGACACCAAAGACGGGGACCCACAACUGUUUCAGGGUGUGCUACCCGAAACACAUUGAUAUCAGCAUCCAUACCACUGAUGAUGCUCAUGUUGUCAAUGAAGUGUACGCUUCGAUCAAGGAACAUGUCUACGAUCUCACCCGAGGCCAAACAAUGAAGGUGG
Molecule: messenger RNA, 898 nt
Organism: Aspergillus homomorphus CBS 101889
Lineage: Eukaryota; Fungi; Ascomycota; Eurotiomycetes; Eurotiales; Aspergillaceae
Exons: 1
Coding region: 180-794 (204 amino acids)
Molecular function (GO): catalytic activity
Source: RefSeq, a predicted model, not a curated record